Platichthys flesus (European flounder) is the source of this 6461-nucleotide messenger RNA. Its product is annotated as trichohyalin-like. The record is from RefSeq and is a predicted model, not a curated record. The transcript has 16 exons. Lineage: Eukaryota; Metazoa; Chordata; Actinopteri; Pleuronectiformes; Pleuronectidae. The coding region runs from base 73 to 5013 and encodes 1646 amino acids.
GAGUAAGUGAGAUCAGAGAAGAGCCUGCUGGUACCGCUCUGUCAGCUCGCCUCAGCCCCCCACCGCCCCAGCAUGCAACACUCCCAGAGGCUGGACCAAAGACUGCACAUGCUCAGGGACGAGGUCAGAGCCAUGACUCGGGAGAAGGAGCGAGGGGAGCGGGUAUGGAGGGAGCGACUCCAGCGCUGUCAAAGGCAGCUGAAGGCCAAAGAGGAGGAGAUGAGCCGCCAGUCUCAGUACUUUGAGAACUUUAAAACCCAACUCCAACACAAGCUGAGCCUGGGCCGGGACAGAGAGCAGAGCCUACAGAACCACAUCUACACUUUAGAGAAGCGGCUGCUUGACAUGACUGUGAGUGCCGCCACCGGCAUGACCACAAUCAGAGCUGUCAGAAUCACUGCCGGCACCGUAGCACUCCGGGAAGAGCAAGAGAGGCUGACUUCUAUGAGAGGUGAGGGUGAGGGAGAAGAGGAGAGAAAAGAGGAGAGAAUGAAGCAAUUGCAGACAAGUGUGAUUCCUGAAAGAGAGGGAGGACUAGAGGGUGACGAGGGACAGACGGAGAAAGAAAUAGAAGGAGGAGGAAACAACGACACAAAGCCCAGCUCAGAUGAGUCGAGGCUGCAGGGAUUCAUCUUGAGCCUGCAGGAGGACCUCAGGGUGCUGCUGGAGAGAGGGGAGGCUGGGAUGACAGAGCGGAGGGGGAUGAUGGAGCAGCUCACCGAGGCCCAGGAGAACGGCCUCUUCCUGGGCAACAGAGUGGAGGAGAUGAAGGCGGAGGUGCACGGGCUGAAGCUGUCUGAAAGCUCACUGAUGGAGGAGGUUGAGGAGCUGAGAGAGGAGAACGACAGACUCCAGCUGGUCCUCAGGGGAGCUGCAAACCAAACAGCCAGUCAGUCGCAGACAGUCGUCGAGAACGCCUGCCACAGUAAAGGGAAGAUCUCAGUGGGGAGCUCGGCAGAGGUGCAGCCAUCAUUGACCGUGGGGGCAGAUCAGUCACAGUUAUCUGCAGCUCCACCUGAUCACCACCAGGGAGCAGCAGAGAUCAGACAGAACAAACCAGACUGUGGCUCCAAACACAACCUCAGCUUCCAGUCACUUUCCUUGACUUCAGAGACAGUAGAUGAGUUUAACCUGGAGACCUGGUGCUGCAGGGGGAUCUUAGACCUGGAGCAAAUCCCCAGUGAGGAAUCUGAUGCCCUGAGAGAAGCAUAUAAGAGUUUGGGGUUAGGGGAAGAUCUUGCAGACCUUCGAGAGCAACGCGGCCGCCUGGAGGCCGCCCUGCAGCACACGCAGGAAGAACUUGAGAUGGUGGCUCAGGAGAACACUCGACUAAAAAUACAACUCAGGCAACAUGCAGAGGAACGAGCUGCAGAGCAUGGGUCUUCAAGAGAAAAGAUCGGCCACGCCCAGGAUGAACUCGCCAAGGAUGAACUCGCCCAGGCCCUCAAUCAGGAGAACCGGGCCUUGGCAGAGAGGAUCGAGGAGCUGCUGGCUCAUAUCGAGCUUCAAGAGGUGGAGAUCAAGAAGGAGCAAAGUCAGCUGAGGGAGCGUGACCCCAGGUUGGAGGAGGUCAGAGUCAGGCUGGAGCAGGAGAACCGGGAGCAAGGAUGUUUGAUCACAGAGCUCACCAGGAAGACGGAGGACGAUCUCAACACAAUCAUGGAGCUCCAGCAAAAGUUGGAAGAGAGUGGGAAGCAGAGCAGCGCAGAGGAAUGUGUGGACAAUACGGCGGAAAGAAUUGAAACGCAAUCAACGUCCAGUACCCAAACAGAUGAUUUGAUUUCAGUUUCAGCAACUGGAUCUCAACAUAACAAUCACCAUAAUCUCUUACUAAACAGCCAACCAAACACUUUGCAUAUAAGUGCAUUGAAUGAUCAAGUGUGUCCCCUGACCAAGACACUCCAGAGCCUCAAAACAGAACAAGACGAACUGAUCGGCAACUUAAAUUCUCUCCGAGAGCAGCAGGGGGAAGUAGCUCAGUCAGUUCAGACAAAGACAGAAGAGAAACAGCAGUUGACUCGCGCAGUUUGGGGACUGAAGGAGGAGAAAGACAGAAUCUCUCAGUGUCUGGCUGGUCUCAGACAAGAGCGCGAGCAGCUCACCAGGACGCUCUGUGGACUGAAAGAUAACAGAGAUCACUUUAUUAGUUCCAUGAGUGGCCUGAAAGAGGAGAAAGAGCAGCUAACAAAGACCCUAUCCAGUCUUGAGAGAGAAAAAGAGAACCAUCUUUCAAGCGAAAAGGAAGAGCAAGAUCAAAUCAAGCAAUCCCUGCAAAGUUUACAGACCGAGAGAGACCAGUUAAGCAGAGCGGUGCUCAGUUUGAAACAGGAGAGAGAGGCGAUAACCACUUCCCUUAAGUGUCUGAAAGAACAGAGAGACCAGGAGCAAUCAUCUCACACUUUGAAAGCCGACUGUGACAAGUUGAUGAAGUCACUGAGCAGUUUGAGAGAUGAAAAAGAAAGAGUUGAACAUUCAAUUACUCAUUUGAGACAUGAGGAAGAGCAAAUAAGGCUUGUGACUCAGAGCCUGAGAGAGGAAAGACAAAGCCUCCUGUCUGAUUCCCACAGCCAAACACAAACCCAGGAGAGGAACCAGAGGCAGCAGCCGGUGAAUCAAAACACCGCUGAUCCAACAGGGAACACUGAGACUGUGCUCGGGACAGGAGAUGCCGCACAAAGAUGUCAGACUAAUAACAACAAAGGGAAAUCUGUACAGGAGCAAAAGGAUCUGCUGAGGGAGAAUGAAGUUUUGGGAUCACAGCUGAAGACGUCACGAGAGGAACUGGACAGAAGCUACGUACAGGCAAAGAAGUUGCAAAGUGAACUGUGUCAGUCAGAGGUCAGGAGGGAGGAGGCGGAGAGGACGGCAGCGGAGGAGGGGUUGAGACUGACAGAUGUAGCCAAUCAGAUGGAAGAAACCAGGAGGGAAAACAAAAGCCUCAGCACCCAGGUGAAGGAGCUGCAGAGUAAAGUGACCGGCCUGCUGAGGGAGAAGAGUGAUGCUCUGUCACUAAAGACACAGAUAGAAGAACAGUACAACAUCCUCACAGCCCAGCUCAAGGCCAAGACGGUGGCCCUCGACGAGUUGAACUCUGAGUACAUCACUUUAAAAAGAGGGCAGGGCUUCAAGCAUGAUGAUGCUCUCAUGUCUGUUCGCACACGCUACAACGACAUCAGAGCUAAGUAUGAUGCACUCCUGAAGAAGAGGAGCCAGACAGAUCUGGAUCUGGCUCCUUUAAAGGCCAAGGUGUCCUGUCUGGUGGUGAAGUGUCAGGAGAGGAACAACUUCUUAGCUAAGAUGAUGAGAGCCAUGCACAGACACGGCUGUGCGGACUCCACACUCAACCAGCAGGUGGAGCUGCUGCUCAGUGACGCUGCUCUGCGGGACUACACUGCAGCAUUCACACUGGGAGGCAGCGCCACCACUGGGGAUUACAGUGCUGGGUUUACACCAAGAUUUGUUUCAACAUUUAUUCAUUCAGACUGCCCCACUGGAUCCAAACGUGGUCAGAGCUGUCCCGCUGUUCUCUCACCUCCUCAUGAACUAACACCGGAAGCUGGAGCAUCAUCAACAAAUAUUCAAGUCUGCAGGAAUGGAGUCACGAGAAAGGCCAUCUCACCUGGGCAGGAGAAACCCAGUGUCGAAGAUACAGCAGCACUUAAAGAGAGCUCCAUCAAAAAUACUGCAAAGCUGGGUUUACAGGGAUUGCAGUCCACACAGCUGCCUCUGUCCAGCAGUGGACUGAUCCAAGCAAACGAUGGUCAAGAGACAUUUGGAUUUCCUCGGUCAGACGUGAGAGGGAAGUCGUCCCCAGAUCUGACCAGUUCCACCAGUUCCUCCCAGAGUCCCACUCCUCCUCCCUCCAGCGGCACGCCCAGAAGGCUGAGCAGCCCCGAGAAGAUCAUCAACCUCCAUGAGCAACUGCAGAGGACUCUGAUGAGCAGCUACCAGGCUCCAGUGAGCAGAGGACGAGGACAGGAGCCCAGGAAAAGUCUCUCAUUUUCAGUUCCUGCCGACCUGAAUCGGACCUGUCAGACAAACAGGCUCAGCUUCAAUAAACCACAUAUCAACUCCCUCCCAGUCACAGCUGCUUCAAACCAAACUACACACGCUGGAAUAACAAUUACACCUGCGACGACACUUUUUAAUGCAGUCGCUUCCCGAUCUGCUCAUGUUUCAUUCAGCCCCAGCAGCUUUACUCACCAUCACUUUAAAGCAUCUGCUCUUUCCGACUCAUCUAAUGAAAGUAAAUCCCCCUCGCACAGUGGAACUGACAUGACAGUUUCCCCAGACAUGACAGAGAAACUCCCUGCCGUCCCGAACUCAUUUGAGAGACGUCACACAACUCCUCUAACUCUUGGGACCAAUAGCUUUGACUCUAAUGUCUCAGUAUGUCCUGACACUAAUCUGAAAAGCACUGCCUCAGACAUCGCUGCUCCUGGAAAAUCAACUGCCCCCGAAUGUAAUAUUUCUGAUGGUGCUGCCCAUGCUGCACGUGACCGACCCGUCUUCACUGGAUCCUGGACCCAGUGUGGUCGACGCUCUCCAGAGAGACACAACAGGUCAGCCAGGAAGUCCACUGCUGCUGGAGAUCAGACAAAAUCAGCAAGACCAAGACCAGACGCUCCAGCAGAGGUCCGCUCUGUUGAGGUCAUCCAAACCGUGGGCCAGAGCAGCCUCAUGAUUGGCUGGGAGAGGCCGCCGCUGGACGAGCUGGGCUGCAGCAACGGCACGUUUGUGUACGGCUACAGGUUGCUUAUAGACGGGGACUUCCACAAAUCUGUCAUGAGCUCGGCGUGCACCAAGGUAACCGUCUCUGCCCCGACGCCAGCUGUGCAUCACUGCAAACAAACCAGAGCUGCUCACGUGCUGCACGUGUUGUUUGUGUGUCUGCAGUGCAUCGCGGAGAACGUCGACCUGAGCGUCCCGAUCCACAUCAGUGUCCAAACCCUGGGAUCGAACGGUCUGAGUUCAAACAGGGUCCACACCGUGUUCAGGAAGGACCACCACUGACCAACUGCACCACCUCAACCUGUGUGUCUCUUUACAACAACACACAAUCUCAGUGAAAAUCGUCUUCACCAGGAGUCGAGGUGUGAAUGCCAUCUAAAUCUGCAGCCCUCUGAGGAGCUGUCCUAACCUCCACCUCAGCUGAGAUGGCAUCACACUCCCCAGAUAACCUCUCCAUGUGAGGCUCAGGUCGACCAAUCAGAAAUACUCUCCCCAUGUGCUCUUUACCCAUGAGGGUGUGGGCGACCUGUGACCUGCCAGUGAACCUCACAACCAAGAACUGAAGAUGUCAAACUGAAAAAAGUGCUGAAAUUGCACCUGCCUCUAAAAGCGGGUGAAGACUGGCUACUUCCUUAUCUCGUAGGGAAGAACUUCCUGUUUCAGAGACCCCCCCCCCCCCUGCAGUCACCUCAUGAACGGAGCGGACACUGUGGAGGCCGGGGAUGAAAGGCCAGAGCUGCUGCCAAUCAAAGCAAAUGUUUUAUAAAGCAAAGCUCGAUCUCAUCGUUGACUGUUACACUCACUACCACUAGAGGAACAUCUGCUUCUGCUGCUCGUUUUUUACACUGUGUUAACCUGCGACUGAUCCCGGGUCAGAUACCGUAGCUUCAUCCCCUGCUGCUGCCUCGCCGGACUGUGAACAGCUCAACGGACGUCUACUGUCUUUUUUUAGAAGUUACACUUACUGUAUAAUGUGCUCACACAACCUUCUACCAAUAUGUCAUUUUCACCGGAUUUUUACACAUGAAGCCAAAUAUGACAAAAGAAGAUUCACUCCAAAGACUCAUCCGCCUCCGUCUCCUCACAGAUCUGCAGGAUUUCUUUAAAACACAGAAGCCAGAUGUUAUUUUACUACUAAUUUGCACAUAAUCAUUGAUAAAAAAAAAAGAAAAGAUAACCACUGAUAUUUUUUGUAGAGAAUAUAAGAAGAAAACAUGCCAAUGGUGUAUAUGAAAUGAUACCACCUAUGUGUUUUUGUAUGAGGGGCACUGUGUUUCCUACCUAAUCGAUGUCACGCUCAUAUGAUUUUUGUUUUAUACAAACACACACACGCACGUGAUGUUCUUUUGUUACUUCCUAUAUGUGUGUAUGAAUGUGGAGUGACCAUGCAAAUGUAUUUUUCUAUCAGUGAUGGAUUGAUAAUAUUGACUCUGCCUUGAUUCCUCACAACUGUACAGAGAAUAAAUGUUUAUUUGAUAUUAAAUGGUAAAAGGUCUGUAUUCACACAGCACUUUAGUAUCGAUGACCGCUCUAUAACCUCUAUACGCAGCACUUUCUCCAUCGCACGUCACUCACACACUGAUGGAACAGCCCUCAAAGGCAAUUUCGGGCUCAGUAUUUUACCAAAAGUCCCUUCCGCAAGAUGAACAGGGGAGACUGGGAUUUAACAGUCGACUCUCUGGUUUAUGGACAACCCGCUCUUCCUCCUGAGCCACAGCCUGUUUUUACAA